AUGCGCCCGGCCACGUUUUCUGCUCCUCGCUUCGCUAGAGCGCAAGCCUCCGGUCUGCAAAUCAAUUCUGGCCGAUUAUGGGAGACUCUCCACGAAACAUGCCGGUGGGGUGCGGCUAAUCGUUACGGCGAGAAGCCCACAGAUACGGGAAUGUCCCGUCUGACUCUCUCGGACGAUGAUGCCCGUGUGCGACGAUGGUUUGCUACAGAAAUCGAAAAACUAGGAGGCACCCUCACAGUCGACCAGAUGGGAAACAUGUUUGCUCGUCGGGCUGGCAAAUUAGGGUCUCCCGCGCCAAUGACUGCCAUGGGAAGUCAUCUCGAUACCCAACCUCGCGGCGGUCGGUACGAUGAUAUUCUCGGCGUUGUUGCGGCGCUGGAAGUCCUGAGAACGCUGCACGAAACCGGAUUCAAGACUAAUUACGAUGUGGGAGUGGUGAACUGGACCAACGAGGAAGGUGCGCGAUUCCCAAAGUCAAUGAGUUCCUCUGGUGUCUGGGCCGGCGCCAUUCCGGUAGAAAAUGCCUGGAAUUUAAGUGACAUCCACGACCCGAGCGUGACCUUGCGGUCGGAAUUGGAGCGACACGGUUUUCUCGGGGAGACUGCUUGCUCAAGUGAUCCAAAUACUGGAUACCCAUUAGGUGCCCAUUUCGAGCUGCACAUCGAACAGGGGCCGAUCCUGCAAGAGACAAGCAGAUCACUAGGUGCUGUCAUCGGUGCACAGGGAUAUAGGUGGUUGACUUCCACGGUCACUGGGAGAGAUGCACACACCGGGACCACCCCAUUCAGUGCGCGUCAAGAUCCCCUCCUCGCGGCAUCCAAGAUGAUUGUUGCUUCAAAUGCUGCUGCGCAACGACAUGGGGCGCUGGCGUCGACUGGUGUGAUUCGCAUACCCUCAGACGCCUCUACGAAUACCGUUGUAUCGCAAGUCGCCUUUACUUUGGAUAUUCGACACCCCGAAGAUGAUGUUGUCCACACCGUCCAGAAGGAAUGUCUCGACGAGUUCCAUCGCAUUGCAUCAGAAGACGGGAAAGGCGUCGGCUUCACAUGGACCCUGGAUACAGAUUCGCCUGCCGUCAAGUUCCACGAGGAUGCCGUUGGUGCUGUGAAAUGCGCAGCAGAGCUUCGUGUAGGAACAAACAAAUGGAUGGAGAUCACUAGCGGUGCAGGCCAUGACAGUGUGUACGCCAAUCGACACUGUCCCACAGCCAUGAUCUUUGUCCCAUGCCAGGAUGGAGUCAGCCAUCAUCCAACUGAAUACUGCAAGCCCGAAGACUGUGCCCUUGGAACACAAGCUCUACUCGAAUCCAAAAGCGGUAUCAUGUCAUCUCGACGCCCAAUCUACUUCAACCCCGAAGCCGCCAGCGCGCGCUGUUCCUUUUCGCCCGUUGACGGCCUCGAGCAAUUUCACAAAUCUCUGCCAAACUACAGUCCCAGUCCUCUUGUUCCGCUACCUGAACUCGCAGCGGAACUUGGAGUUCGCGCUGUAUUCGUGAAACAUGAAAGCAAUCGCUUCGGCCUUCCAUCUUUCAAAGUGCUCGGUGCGUCGUGGGGAUGUUGUCGCGCCGUCGCGUCAUAUUUGGGUCUCCCGCCCACGGUCAGCCUGGGAGAGUUGUCGGCGAAGGCAAAGACCGCGCAUAUUAGUUUAUUAACCGCUACUGAGGGAAACCAUGGCCGAGCGGUUGCGUUUGUUGCGAGGCUGUUAUCGCUUGAUGCUCAUGUCUUCGUCCGCAAAUCAAUGGACAACAACACCCGUGGGUUUAUUCAAGGCGAGGGAGCCAAGGUACAUAUCGUUGAUGGCGAUUAUGACAAGGCUGUGGCAGAAGCAACAGUGGCUGCCAAUCAGACAGACGGUGGUCUUUUGAUCCAAGACACGGCAUUUGAUGGGUAUGAGGACGUCCCCUCUUGGAUUGUGGAAGGGUACUCGACGAUGAUGAACGAGAUUGACAGCCAAUUGGCCGAGCAGCACCUGCAAAGCACUGUCUUGAUAUCUCCCGUAGGAGUGGGAAGCCUCGCACAAGCUGCAGCGCUCCAUUGCAAAUCUCGAUCAAGCCCGGUAUCAAUGGUCACUGUAGAGCCUGACUCGGCGCCUUGUCUCAUCGCUAGUUUGGAGGCCGGUAAUCUUGUCUCUGUUCCAACAUUCUCGACUAUCAUGAACGGCAUGAACUGCGGCACUGUUUCUUCCAUCGCAUGGCCUCACUUGAAACGACUCGUUGAUGCCGCUGUUACCAUCUCUUGCUUCGAGAGUCAUUCUGCAGUGCAGUAUCUGGCAUCGCGCUCUGUGGCAGCUGGCCCUUGUGGAGGUGCUUCGCUGGCUGCACUCCGUCGCUUGGCUUCUGCAGAAGAGAAAAGAUCUCUCCUUACUAGUAAAUCGGUUGUUGUUCUUCUCUGUACCGAGGGCCCCCGGAAAUAUGGCGUUCCCCUGGAUGUGUCUCCAGAUGACGCCGUCACUCUCACGCAGAUGUUGACCAGCAUUGACUCAUCAAGUCCUACUUUGUCACAAGGCAGUGGUGCUGGCGAAAAUGAGAUAGUGAAAUAUCUAGAAGCGUGGAAUCAGCAUCGUGGGAUCGAACAUCAUCGAGUUGAGACUGUUCCAGGCCGCCCGUCAAUCGUGGGAAGGCUGCGUGGUACUGGCACAGGCAGAUCACUGAUGUUUAAUGGUCACAUUGACACCGUCAGUCUUUGCAGCUACGAGAAAGAUCCGCUGUCGGGCAAGCUUGGAGAGAAGAAUGGUCGACCAGUAAUCUUCGGAAGAGGGUCUUUAGACAUGAAAGGCGGUCUUGCCGCUGCCCUCGCUUCUAUUUCUACAACUAUUGCUGAUGGGUGCAUACCACGGGGAGAGAUUAUAGUGGCGGCCGUUGCCGACGAAGAAGAUACUUCACAAGGAACUCAAGACAUUUUGGCUGCCGGGUGGCGCGCUGAUGCUGCAGUCAUCCCUGAGCCUACCAAUGCUGCAAUUGUCACUGCCCACAAAGGCUUUCUUUGGGUAGAGCUCGACAUACUUGGCGUUGCUGCUCACGGUUCUCUACCUUCCGAGGGAGUAGAUGCUAUCCUCCAUGCUGGCAGUUUCCUUCAUGCACUCGAGGUGUAUCAAAAGCAGCCACCAACCGACCAAAUCCUAGGCCAGGCAUCUUUGCACUGCGGAUUGAUAUCAGGUGGUGAAGAACCAUCCUCUUAUCCUACGAAAUGCACCAUUACCGUCGAAUUUCGCACAGUACCAUCCCAAACCGAAGAAUCAAUUCUCCAUGACUUGGGAGUUAUCCUAGAGGGUAUCGCGAGGGAAAAGCCCGAGUUCCGAUAUACCCAACCUCAAGUCACACUGUCUCGCCCAACACAAAAUCUGGCGUUUGAUCAUCCACUUGCUCAAAGGACAGCAAACAUAGCCGAAACAAUCCUAGGUGCCCGACCUCCAAUCCAGGGCAAAGCCUUCUGGUGCGAUGCAGCGUUGCUCGAUAAAGCUGGGAUUCCCACCAUUGUAUUUGGUCCUGCAGGUGAGGGAUUGCACGCUAAAGAGGAAUGGGUCGAGGUUGAAAGCCUGAAGCAGAUGGAAGCUAUCUACGCCAAAUUGAUUCAAGAAUUUUGUCUAUAA
Molecule: messenger RNA, 3588 nt
Organism: Talaromyces atroroseus
Lineage: Eukaryota; Fungi; Ascomycota; Eurotiomycetes; Eurotiales; Trichocomaceae
Exons: 5
Coding region: 1-3588 (1195 amino acids)
Molecular function (GO): hydrolase activity, acting on carbon-nitrogen (but not peptide) bonds, in linear amidines
Source: RefSeq, a predicted model, not a curated record